AUGGACGAAGGAAUGUCAGGUUUUUAUGUUAAAGGAGGAGGUGGAGGAGGUAAUAACAGAGUUAUUAAUGGUGGAGGAACAAAGUGUGGACGUUGGAAUCCAACUUCAGAACAGGUUAAAGUUCUGACCGAUCUGUUCAGAUCUGGACUCCGAACUCCAACCACUGACCAGAUCCAAAAGAUUUCUUCUCAACUUAGCUUUUAUGGGAAGAUCGAGAGUAAGAACGUCUUCUACUGGUUCCAAAACCAUAAAGCCAGAGAAAGACAGAAACGAAGGAGAGUUUCCAUUGAAGAUUGCGAUCCAUUUGACAAAGCAGAGAAGGUGUUCCCUGCAAAACAUUCUGGAGAGGUUGAUCAGAUUUCAGAGACUGAAAGAGUGGUGGAGACGCUGCAACUGUUUCCAUUGAACUCGUACGAAGAUUCGGAUUCACAGAAGAUAAGAUUACUGAGAAACGAUCGGAAUGAGAUGAAGAUGUUUUCAUGUUCGAUGGGGAAAGAGAUUGAUCAUCCACAAUUAGAUCUUCGUUUAAGCUUUGUGUAA
Molecule: messenger RNA, 540 nt
Organism: Macadamia integrifolia
Lineage: Eukaryota; Viridiplantae; Streptophyta; Magnoliopsida; Proteales; Proteaceae
Product: WUSCHEL-related homeobox 5
Exons: 2
Coding region: 1-540 (179 amino acids)
Biological process (GO): plant organ development
Molecular function (GO): DNA-binding transcription factor activity; DNA binding
Source: RefSeq, a predicted model, not a curated record